AGAGAGAGUACUCCAUGUAUUAUAACAACUGCAUCUGAAUUAGACCACAAACCGGCAAAGACAGAACUAUGGCUUCUAUGAGGUUUCACCUUUUUGGCCUAUUUGGACUCUUGGGUGUCCUUUCUACUCUCUGUGCAGUGGAGAUGCUUGAAAUGCACACCAAUCCUGCGAUUGUGACAACCUGCGGAGAAAAUGUCACUCUAAGAUGUGACGUAACCACAAAUGGAGCUCUAGAUAUCACAGAAUUUAGUUGGAAGGACAGUAAAGAUAUUUGCAACUGGGGCCAACCAACAAGUCAAACAGAUAUUCAGUGUAUGAACAAAACCUCCACCAACAGCUACAACUAUUCCCUGACCAUCUACAAUAUCCAGCCCGAACACAAAGGGACCUACCACUGCCAACUACGCUCUAAACAAGGGUCGAGAAACGGCCAGACCAUUGUUCGAGUUCAAAAUUGUAUUGGUAAUAGUAAAGUAAGAGUGACUUCAACUAAUGGAACCUGCAUUUUCGAAGAGGUCUUCCCUAAGCCCAUUAUGGUCUUAUGGAAACAGCAUUAUGAUGAAAGCGUGUAUUACUGGGCCACUACAACUGUGAAAGAGAACAACAAUGGAAAGUUCACCGUUAUUAGCACCAUCAGGUUAAGAAAGGAUCCAACCCACGGUUUGUAUACAUGUUCACUCAUGUUGAGUUUUGAAAAUGAGCUGGGCGAACAGAAGCUUGACAUAGCUAGAAACAUAACCUUCGCCGGAGCAGACAGCCUCACCGUGCACUGGUUUGGUGUGAUGCUAGCGAUGGUUUUAGGGAUGGUAAUGGUUCAAGCAUAAGACAAGAAAAAAUGUAAACAAAAAACAUUUCUAAAAAUCAAUCAGUAUUUCUAACACCUAUAGCCUGGUCAGCCAUCUGAAUUUCUACAUGCUUUUCUAUUAAGAGAAAGUAUUGUUUUACUGUUUUGUCCUGCAUAUUUAAGUUUAACAGAAAUAAUAAUAUAAAAAGUAACAAUAAAGGAUUACUCAAACGUGUGUAAAUGAAACAAAACACAACUGCAGGUCUGUUUUUGAGGAGGUAACAACAUUAUAACAAGGCUUAAAGGUUGUAUGGAGGAUUUUUUUUUGUUUCAAGUUGUCAAUGAUAACAUUAUAGAGAUGCAGUAGCCUUGUAAUUAUGAUGACCAAAAAAAAGAGAAUAAAAAUUCAUAAACUCUGGACGUGGUGGGGCCAGCUAAACAUUUGCCAAUAGAUAACGACACUGCCUCGUUAUCUGUUAGCUGACAGGCUGUCAAUCAAUCUCCCUACGUUUCUAGCGUAACUGACUUGCCUGCGCGCCGCCGGUACGUGGUUUACGUACGCCUGUCACGCAGUCCACAGACGCAAGCCGCACAGACGUUUACGUACGCCUGUCACGUAGUCCACAGACGCAAGCCGCACAGACGCUGUUUACUCCACCAACGCAACAGUUCUUAGCGGCUUUUUUUGACCUAUAUCUUCCUCGCAGUUAGCACAAAGUUUGUUGCAAUGGUGACAAGAAUCCAGGAGCAGUU
This is a messenger RNA of Boleophthalmus pectinirostris (great blue-spotted mudskipper), 1537 nucleotides long. RefSeq lists its product as uncharacterized. The transcript has 4 exons. Gene Ontology annotation, biological process: negative regulation of T cell proliferation; positive regulation of T cell proliferation; T cell costimulation. Lineage: Eukaryota; Metazoa; Chordata; Actinopteri; Gobiiformes; Gobiidae. Gene Ontology annotation, cellular component: external side of plasma membrane. The coding region runs from base 69 to 824 and encodes 251 amino acids. The record is from RefSeq and is a predicted model, not a curated record.